AGCAAAGCCACCCAAACCACCCUCACCACCGCAACCAUGCCUGUACCGAGCGCUGACGAGCUGGCGCGGCGGAAGAAGCUGCAAAUCGGGCCUGAGACGGUGGGCAACCAGGCCUCGACCGACUUCCCAGGACACUGGCCGGGCGAGAACCACGAGUGGGACCUGGACCUCUUCAAGGAGAACUUCAGCGUCACCUUCCACUCGCACUCAACCCACGACACGCAGUUCUCGCUCGUCGGCCUCGACACGUCCGUCGCCAACGCCUUCCGCCGCAUCCUGCUCUCGGAGAUCCCCACGCUCGCCAUCGAGGAUGUCUUCAUCUACCAGAACACGUCCAUUGUGCAGGACGAAGUGCUGGCCCACCGCCUGGGCCUGAUCCCGCUCUGCGGCUCGCACGCCGGCCUCAACUGGAUGAAGUGGUACAGCAAACCGACCGACGACGACGAGGGCAGCGGCACCCCCAGCGACUACAACUGCAUCAUGCUGAACCUGCAGGUCGAAUGCACCUGGCAGGACGGCGGCCUGCAGCGCGCCGCAGCCGGCGAAACAGACCCGGACAAGCUCUACACCAACCACUCCGUCUACGCGCGUGACAUAGUCUGGAGCCCCAUCGGCAAGCAGCACGACAUGUUCGCCUCGGAACCCGUCCGCUCCACAAACCCCGACAUCCUCAUCGUCAAGAUGCGCCCGGGCCAGCAGAUAAACCUGAUGAUGCACGCCGUCAAAGGCAUCGGGCAGGACCACGCAAAAUUCUCCCCCGUCGCCACCGCAUCCUACCGCCUCCUCCCCACAAUCGACAUCCUGCGCCCCAUCGUCGGCGCUGACGCAAAGAAAUUCGCCCGCUGCUUCCCCCGCGACGUCAUCCGCCUCGACGCCAUCACCCCGCAGGACACCGAGAAGGACGUCGAACUCGCCGGCCAAGAAGGCCAGCUUAAAGCUGUUGUGAAUAACCCCAUGAAUGACAGCGUCAGCAGGGAGUGUCUGCGCCACCCGGAGUUCAAGGAUAAAGUCCGUCUGGGCCGUGUGCGCGAUCACUUUAUCUUUCAGGUGGAGAGCACGGGUCAGUGGGAUAGCGAUGAGCUGUUUUUGGAGAGUGUGAAGUUGUUGAGGGUUAAGUGUCAGAGGAUUAAGAGGGGGUUGGAUGAGAUGAUGAAGUGAAGUGAACUACUUUACUUUUCUUUUGGAGAGGGUGGGGUGUGGUGGGGCGAGGGGUUUCGAUGAGCAUUGCAUUGCAUGGCGUUUUUCUCUGUCUCUUUUUUUUUUGGAGGGGAUGGCAGGUACUGGGGAUAAAAGUCCAGUCACGAUAUAUCAUGAGGUGUAUCCAUCCAUCUAGUAUAGGGGGAUGAAUUGAAAUGAAUUGAAUCAACAC
Molecule: messenger RNA, 1369 nt
Organism: Dothidotthia symphoricarpi CBS 119687
Lineage: Eukaryota; Fungi; Ascomycota; Dothideomycetes; Pleosporales; Dothidotthiaceae
Product: DNA-directed RNA polymeras-like proteines I and III subunit RPAC1
Exons: 3
Coding region: 37-1158 (373 amino acids)
Biological process (GO): DNA-templated transcription
Cellular component (GO): RNA polymerase I complex; RNA polymerase III complex
Molecular function (GO): protein dimerization activity; DNA binding
Source: RefSeq, a predicted model, not a curated record